CCUGGCCGGGAGGGAAGGAGGCGCCAGCGCUUCCCGGAGCCGGCGAUGGAGCGGCCACCGCAGCAGCCCCGACGCGCCGCGCGCUAGCGGCUCCCAGGCCCUGCCUCGUCUCGGGAGCCCGGUCAAAGCCCCACCAUGAGGCUCCCCCUGAUCUGGGCAGUGCUGCUCUUCCAAGCUGGGAGCCUUGCCCGGGGCUGCCCGGCCGACUGCCAGUGCAACCAGCCCCAGACCGUCUUCUGCAUCGCCCGGAGCAGCCCUGCCAUCCCGCAGGGGCUGCCACCAGACACGGCCCACCUGUACAUGUUUGAGAGCGGCCUCCGGACGCUGAGCAAGGACAGCUUUGCCGGGCUGCCCUCUCUGCGGCUCCUGGACCUCUCCCAGAACCUCCUCUCUCGCCUGCCACGCAACGUCUUCCAGCCACUGCCGGGACUCCACAAUCUCGACCUGUCCUCCAACCAGCUGCAGGAGGUCACCAACGAGAGCUUCCAUGGGCUGCGCCUGCUGGAGCGGCUCUACCUGGACCGCAACCGGCUCCAGAGCAUCCACCCGGCCGCCUUCAACUCCCUGGAAAGCCUCCUGGAACUGAAGCUCCAGGACAACCAGCUGCAGACGGUGCCCCCUCUCAACCUGCCCACCCUCCUGCUGCUGGACAUCAGCCGGAACAAAAUCGCAGCCCUGGAGACGGGCACCUUCCGCGUCCGGAGCCUGGAGUCCCUGAAGAUGGCCGGGCUGGGCCUGGGCAGCCUGGACGAGGAGCUCCUGCAGAGCCUGCGCAACCUGCAUGAACUGGACGUCUCGGACAACCUGCUCGCCAGGGUGCCCGGGGUCCUGAGCCAGCUGCCCGGGCUAACCAGGCUCAGCCUGGCAGGGAACGGCCUGAUCUCGCAGCUGCGGGCAGAGGACUUUCGGCAGCUCCAGCAGCUGCAGGAACUGGACAUCAGCAACCUCAACCUCAACGGGCUCCCCUGGGACUUCUUCGCCUCCUUCCCCAGGCUCCGGGCCGUCACCGCAGCCGAGAACCCCUUCAACUGCGUCUGCCAGAUGAGCUGGGUGGUCAGCUGGGCCCGGCUCAGCAAAGCCUCGCUCCGGAGGCCGGAAGAGACCCGCUGCCACUUCCCCCCCAAAAACGCAGGCCGCUUGCUUCAGCAGCUGGAGUACGCAGACUUUGGCUGCCCCAGCACCACCAGCAGCACCAGCACCGUACCAGCAACCAGCCCCAAGCUCCCCAGCCCCCUUCCCAGCAGCAGGCCCCUCCGCCCAGAGGCCGGCACCGCCCAGCCCACCACCAGGCGUGGCGGCCUCACGACCAUGGCCUCGCCCGCCCCAGAAGGACAGCCAAGCCCGGAGGCCCGGCUCUGCCCACCGCACGCCUGCCAUAACGGCGGCCUAUGCCAGCCAGGCCCCAACCGCCACCCGGAGUGCCUCUGCCCCCUGGGCUUCACCGGACUGUACUGCGAGGUGGCCGGGGGGCAGGCGACCUCUCCGCCAGAGCCCACCCAGGCCACGCAGGUAGCCGUCAGGCACGUGGGGAGCACUUCGGUCAAAGUGGACCUGCAGAACUACAUCCGCGCCAAGCCCCAGCUGAAGGGCAUCCGCCUGACCUACUGGAACCUCUCGGGGCCAGACAAGCGGCCCAUCACCCUCAGCCUGCCAGCUGCCUUGCCCGAAUACACCGUGCGGGCCCUGAAGCCCAACUCCUCCUAUCACAUCUGCAUCGGGGCCCUGGGUGACAAGGCCCCACAGGAGGAGAUCUGCGUGGAGGCCCACACGCUGCACCCGACCCACCAGCAGCACGCCCCCGUCACCCGGGGGAAAGGCCCCGACCUGCCCCUGGUGGUGGCGCCUUCCGUGGCGGCUGUGCUGCUCUUGCUGGGGGUGGCGGUCGCCAGCUCCUACUACGCACGACAGCGCAGGCAGCGGAGGAAGGCCCAGGCUGCGCCUGGGACCCGCAGCCCCAGUCCGUUGGAGCUGGAGGGGGAGAAGGGGGAUCUGGUGACCCAGAGUCCCAAGACUGCGGCAUCCCUCAGCCUGGAAUACGAGGUGCCUCUCAUGCACCCCCACUUCACAGGCACUGGCCCCCCUCGGGCCCCGGGCCCUUCCUACUUUUAGGGCCACUGAAGGGUGUGGGCGGCUUCCUUGGUGCCAGUCUGGGCAGUGUCCAGGGAGAGGCCCCCUCCCACAGCACCUGGUCCUCUGCCGAGGGCAGCCCUACAGACCUAGGGGGGGUAGCUGGAAAACCAGCCCCAUGAAGGAGCAGCGCCUUUUCCAUCCAUCGAGGAGGAGGAGGAGGAAGAAGAGGGGCUCAACGCUGAAGCCU
Molecule: messenger RNA, 2317 nt
Organism: Thamnophis sirtalis
Lineage: Eukaryota; Metazoa; Chordata; Lepidosauria; Squamata; Natricidae
Gene: VASN
Product: vasorin
Molecular function (GO): protein binding
Source: RefSeq, a predicted model, not a curated record